Molecule: messenger RNA, 1590 nt
Organism: Lodderomyces beijingensis
Lineage: Eukaryota; Fungi; Ascomycota; Pichiomycetes; Serinales; Debaryomycetaceae
Source: the annotation of a GenBank genome assembly
AUGGCACGCCCUUAUGGCAGCGUUGAGAAUAUUGGCACGGGACAAGUCCCCAGGCUCAAGCGGGCCUACCUCUCCAUGGCCUCGGAGGUUACCUUGAGAAGAGAAGCCAGGGCCAAUGUGACUGAAGAAGACUUGGAGGCAAGUCACGAGCUCUCCACGGAUUUGUCCUCCGAGCCGCAAACGAGUUUCUUGCCCCCGUUCAACACUUUGAAGCCCAACUCACGAGUCACGUUUGAUCAAAAUGUUGUGAGGUUGCCUGAGUCUAGAACUCUGGGAUGUACUGGCAGUGUUGGUGGUGCCGCUGGUGGUGGUGCUGGGACGCUUGAUAGAGGAGGAAUGGUGAUGGUAGCUCCGCCAUACCAAACAAUUGAAAUUUCCAACUUUACCCAAACGCUUUGCAAGGAGUUGAGCAUCAAUCUCCAUGGAACGACGCAACAAGAUGUCUUUAAAAAGCUAUCAGAGUUGAAGAAGCUGGUCAAAGCGGCGCAGUAUCAGGCAACCAAGUAUUCUGACGACUACCAUGAGGCUGAAGAGAGACUCUUUGCCAUUCAAAAGGAGAAUGCAAGGCUCCGGCAACAGUUGGAGGAAAGUUCAAGCGAGGCCAGGAAAACCGUGCAGCACUUGUUGGCGUGCAAGAAGGACUUUGAGACGCUCGAGGCUGAUCUGAACAAGAAAUUGGAACUGCAAGAUGCGCGGAUCAGCAAGUUGCAAAUUGAACUCGCUGCCAAUGAAAAGAAACUAUUGCAGUUGACGCUGGAGAAUGAAUCCCUCAGGGACAAAGCUGCUGCUAACGCCAGGAACGACGACAAGGCCAAGGUUGCCGAGCUUGAAAAGCGCAACCAGAAUCUCAAGCGGGACCUUGCCGAUCUCAAGGAAAGAGAAAAGAAACUUGGCGCCACCAUUGAGGACUUGAAAAGACAGGGACAGAGUCAGGGACAGAGUCAGGGACAGAGUCAGGGACAGAGCCAGGGCCAUUCCGGUCGCGGUAAAGCUGAUUCAAGCAAAGACUCGUCAAGCGAGGUUCAGCACUUGGAAAAGAAAAUAGCUCUGAACAAGGCCAAAUACGUCAAACGGUUGAAUGCCGUUAAAAACGACUUGGGUGCCGUGAUUGACCAGUUGGCAGUGGAGAUUGCCAUGUUGAAAGAUAUCAUCAAGCUGCACUUGGAUAAAGUCACCUCUACCGAAGCCCACUUUGUCUCGCCGAUCGAGGAGAUAAAAGCCGAGUUGAACAAGAAGCUCUUCAACUCGCCCGGCUCCGAGCCCAACGUCUUGUAUCUCCGUCAACUAUACGAGAACAGAUACAUCAAUGCAUUGAGGGAAAACCGCGAGUACCACGACUCGUACAAGAUCAGUGAAAAGCUAGCCGCCAGUUUGCUCAAGUUCACUUGUGGCUAUUUCGAAAAGUUGAUCCCUCAAAACGAGAAAGUUGCUUAUUUAAAAUUGCUUGUUGACGAAUUGCACAAGAGAAAGAACCUCAAGUCCAACGACUUCAACUUGGUCCAGAAGAUUAUUGAGAUUUUCGACUACUUGUUUUCCGAAGUGCACAUGAAGAUGGUGGAGGUGGAGAAGAAUGCCAUUCCAAAUUUAUGA